This is a messenger RNA of Pleuronectes platessa (European plaice), 2575 nucleotides long. It is a transcript of the gene bcl6b, whose product is annotated as BCL6B transcription repressor. Gene Ontology annotation, molecular function: protein binding; DNA-binding transcription factor activity, RNA polymerase II-specific; RNA polymerase II cis-regulatory region sequence-specific DNA binding. The transcript is spliced from 12 exons. The record is from RefSeq and is a predicted model, not a curated record. Gene Ontology annotation, biological process: regulation of transcription by RNA polymerase II. Bases 224 to 1846 code for a protein of 540 amino acids. Gene Ontology annotation, cellular component: nucleus. Lineage: Eukaryota; Metazoa; Chordata; Actinopteri; Pleuronectiformes; Pleuronectidae.
CCCUCCCUGCAGCCUCCCCUUUCAGUGUCGGCCAGAGCCAGUGGAGGCUGCUCCAGGUCUUUGACUGUAGACUGAACACUGAGGCGAGGGGGUUUGUGGUCAGCGUGGUGCACGUCAGUUCUCGUCCCUGCUGGUCGGGGUACGAGUAGGGAGCUGGUCUCACCUAACAGAUGUGUCUGGGACACUCCAGUCUAUUUAUUCUUUCAUUUACACACAGACAAGCAUGAUGGAGGUAUUGGGGGGAUACAGGGGCGACAGAGACAUGGAGCUGAGGCCAGAGGGAUACGUGAAGGAGUUCACACGUCACUCCCACGACGUGCUGCUGAACCUGAACGAACUGAGGCACCGCAACAUCCUCACCGACUUCACCCUGGUGGUUGGGAACGUGCACCUACAGGCGCACUGUGCUGUGCUCGUGGCCUGCAGUGGCUUCUUCUACUCGCUGUACUCCCGCCGUGUGCUGCUCCAAGGGCGUGGUGUCGGUGGUAGUGGGCAGCAGCUCAUGACCGUGUCCCUCCCCAACUCCCUGGAUCCGUCCAGCGUCUCCCUGCUGCUCGACUUCAUGUACACCUCCCGCCUCCCUCUGACCCCGGGCGUUGUCCCCGGGGUGCUCGCUGUGGCGACCUACCUGCAGAUGGACCACGUGGCCGAGACCUGCAGGGACUUCAUGCACCUGCACUGCAUGGAGAAUAAAAGUGCAAGACACCUCCGAUUGGAGCUGGACUCCAGUGUGUCUGUCGCCUCUGUGGCCCCUAAAGGAGGAGAUCUGCCUCAUCCAGGACCAAUGGCAGCAGCAGCAAGGUUCCCACUGGAGGGUGGGGGCUCGCUCAGGCAAGGGGCUUUCCCGUUUGGCCAGCCUGGGUCAAAGGAGCAGCGAGGGGGGCCGGAGUCGCCCCUCGUGGGCACCCCGACCCCGUCGCCGGACAGCCCUGCCCGCUCCAGCUGCCAACCCAGCUCUCCAGCCGAGUCCAACACGUGUAACAAAAGCCUUGUGAAUGAUACCAAAGCCUCACCGGACCCAAAGGCCUGCAACUGGAAGAAAUACAAGUACAUCGUCCUCAACCCUCUCUGUGCUGCGACCACGGUGAAGGAGGAGGAGAUGGACGAACCCCAAAAUCACACAUCGCCCGUCAAGGACGCGACCGGCUUGACAGCCAAAGCCCCUGCAGAGCCGUGGUCUGGAGAAGUGCCCGGUCAGAUUGAUAGACAGGGGCAGGCCUCCUGCUACGAGGGUUCUGGCCGAGCCCCUCCCCUCGGGCCACCCCCCUCUGUAGACCCCCUGAAGGUGCCCCCCACUCACAAGCAGGGAACAGUUUCCCCCUGCACCACUGACCUGGAAGCUGCCCGCCACAACCAGCCUGCAAUCAAACGUGAGAACUUCUACGCGCCCUACUCUUACUCUGGCAACCUGCAAGGGACCAAGUCUACCAGCUCAGGUGAGAAGCCGUACCGCUGCAACGUGUGCAGCGCCCAGUUCAACCGACCAGCCAACCUGAAGACCCACGCCCGCAUUCACUCAGGAGAGAAACCGUACCGCUGUGACACCUGCGGCGCACGGUUUGUUCAGGUCGCCCACCUCCGGGCCCAUGUCCUGAUCCACACCGGCGAGAAGCCGUACCCCUGCCACACCUGCGGCACCCGCUUCCGCCACCUGCAGACCCUGAAGAGCCACCUGCGCAUUCACACCGGAGAGAAGCCUUACACCUGUGAGAAGUGUGACCUGCACUUCCGCCACAAGAGCCAGCUGCGUCUUCACCUGCGGCAGAAGCACGGCGCAGUGACCAACACCAAGAUCCGCUACAAGGUGCUGACCGAGCCCUACCAGCCUCUCCUGCAGGCCUGCUGAGGAGGACGACCCCGCGACCCCGAGCAGAAUCUGAAUCUGAAUAGUCUAAAUAUUUCUUAUUCUUUCUAAAGUAUGAGUUGAUAAUUUAUAAAUGUCAGUUUGGGCCUUGGGGUUAAAAUGGAGUAGGUUUGGGGAAAGAGAUCAACGUGUUGCUGGAUGAGGUUUGGAGCUAAUAUAUGAAUCUUAUUAGUUGGGAGUUGGGAUUCAAAAGAUGAAGAUGGAGUUCAGAAGUGUUUUUGAAGGUUUGUGAAGGGAGAGAGUGAAAAGGAAAGAGACAAGGAAAAAGAAGGGAGGAUGUGUAUACACUGAGAUAUGGAGAUCUGUGAGCAUGUGAAGAAAGACAAAGCAAGUGUUUUGAAGGAGAUCGUGGAACAGUUGGGAGUUUUUGGAGUAAAUGAAAAUGAAACUUUGUUCUGACGCAUGGAGCAGCACUUAGUCAGCGUUGAGAUAUUGAAGCUUUUCUUCUUAAACGUGUAUUUAACUCAGAUUUAUCUUUAGCUUGAGGCCUGGGGCCCGUGUGUUCUUUAAAUAUGCAGUUUCAUCUGCUUUGACGGUCCAAGCAGGCAAAGGACAAUGAAAUGAUGUGUUGUUUUCUGAAAUGAUACGUUUAAAAAAAGAAGACGAUUGUAAUGAAUUGGAUGAUUGAUAAUAAUAAUGUUAAGUUUGUAUGUUUAUGGGUUCAUUUGCUGGACAAAGAUGGUUAAAUUAAAUCGUUUUUUUUAACAAUUG